Molecule: messenger RNA, 3351 nt
Organism: Hipposideros armiger (great roundleaf bat)
Lineage: Eukaryota; Metazoa; Chordata; Mammalia; Chiroptera; Hipposideridae
Gene: CHSY3
Product: chondroitin sulfate synthase 3
Exons: 3
Coding region: 379-2502 (707 amino acids)
Cellular component (GO): Golgi cisterna membrane
Molecular function (GO): glucuronosyl-N-acetylgalactosaminyl-proteoglycan 4-beta-N-acetylgalactosaminyltransferase activity
Source: RefSeq, a predicted model, not a curated record
UACGGCCGCUCGGCCGCUGGCCCCGGCGCGCAGCAGCCGCUCCCCCAGCCUCAGCCGCGGCCCGAGCAGUCGCCGCCCCCCGCGCCCCGCGAGCUCCAGGGGCCGCAGCUGCCCGAGGCGGCGGCCGGGGCGACCAGUUAUCGGAGCAGCCCCUGGCAGCAGCCACCUCCGCUGCAGCAGCGGCGGCGAGGACGCGAGCCCGAAGGCACGACGGGGCUCCCCGGCGUCCCCGUGGCCGACGGGGAACCCGAGGAGUCGGACGGGGUCGCGGCUGGGCAACGACGUGGCGGCCGGCCGGGGAGUAGCCACAACGGCAGCGGGGACGGGGGCGCCGCCGCCCCGAGCUCCCGACCCCGGGGCUUCCUGUAUGUGGGGGUGAUGACCGCGCAGAAGUACCUGGGCAGCCGCGCGCUGGCGGCGCAGAGGACCUGGGCGCGCUUCGUCCCCGGCCGCGUGGAGUUCUUUUCCAGCCAGCAGCCCCCCAACGCCGGGCUUGGCCAGCCCCCGCCACCCCUGCCUGUCAUCGAGCUGCCGGGGGUAGACGACUCCUACCCUCCCCAGAAAAAGUCUUUCAUGAUGAUCAAGUACAUGCACGACCACUACCUGGACAAGUAUGAGUGGUUCAUGCGCGCCGACGACGACGUCUACAUCAAAGGUGACAAGCUAGAAGAGUUUCUCAGAUCACUGAAUAGCAGCAAGCCCCUCUACCUGGGCCAGACUGGCCUGGGGAACAUUGAGGAACUUGGAAAGCUGGGGCUGGAGCCUGGGGAGAACUUCUGCAUGGGAGGGCCUGGCAUGAUCUUCAGUCGCGAGGUUCUCAGGAGGAUGGUGCCGCAUAUCGGUGAAUGCCUCAGAGAAAUGUACACGACGCACGAGGACGUGGAAGUAGGAAGAUGUGUUCGACGUUUUGGUGGGACUCAGUGUGUCUGGUCUUAUGAGAUGCAGCAGCUGUUCCAUGAAAAUUAUGAACACAACCGAAAGGGUUACAUCCAAGAUCUUCACAAUAGCAAAAUCCAUGCAGCCAUAACGCUUCAUCCCAACAAAAGGCCUGCCUACCAGUACAGGCUCCAUAACUACAUGCUCAGCCGCAAAAUUUCAGAACUUCGCUACCGCACCAUCCAGCUCCACCGGGAGAGCGCGCUGAUGAGCAAACUCAGCAACAGCGAAGUGAGCAAAGAGGAUCAGCAGCUGGGAGUGGUGCCGUCGUUCAACCACUUCCAGCCUCGUGAGAGAGAUGAGGUGAUAGAAUGGGAGUUCCUGACGGGAAAGCUCCUUUACUCGGCCUCGGAGAACCAGCCCCCUCGGCAAAGCAUGAGCAGCAUCCUCAGAACGGCGCUGGAUGACACCGUCCUCCAGGUGAUGGAGAUGAUCAACGAGAACGCCAAGAGCCGGGGACGGGUCAUUGACUUCAAGGAAAUUCAGUAUGGCUACCGCAGGAUCAACCCCAUGCAUGGGGUGGAGUACAUUUUGGAUUUACUCCUCUUGUACAAAAGACACAAGGGGAGGAAAUUGACUGUGCCGGUGAGGCGCCAUGCUUACCUUCAGCAGCUGUUUAGCAAACCUUUCUUCAGAGAAACUGAAGAGCUAAACGUCAACAGCCUCGUGGAGAGUAUUAACAGUGACACUCAGUCAUUGUCCUUUAUCUCUAACUCUUUAAAGAUACUGUCUUCUUUUCAAGGUGCCAAAGAAAUGGGAGGGCACAAUGAAAAGAAAAUACACAUUCUCGUCCCUCUCAUUGGAAGGUAUGAUAUUUUCUUGAGAUUCAUGGAGAACUUUGAAAACACUUGUCUUAUCCCAAAGCAGAAUGUAAAACUGGUCAUCAUCCUUUUCAGUAAGGAUUCUGGCCAAGACUCCCACAAGCAUAUCGAGCUGAUAAAGGAGUAUCAGGACAAGUAUCCGAAGGCAGAAAUAACCCUUAUCCCCAUGAAAGGAGAGUUUUCCAGAGGUCUUGGUCUUGAAAUGGCUGCCUCCCAGUUUGACAAUGAUACUUUGCUGCUAUUUUGUGACGUUGACUUGAUCUUCAGAGGAGACUUUCUCCAACGAUGUAGAGACAAUACAAUUCAGGGACAACAGGUGUACUACCCCAUCAUCUUUAGCCAGUAUGACCCAAAGGUAACCAAGGACAGAAAUCCUCCUGCUGACGAUGACUUUGUCUUCUCCAAGAAGACUGGAUUUUGGAGAGACUAUGGCUAUGGAAUUACCUGUAUUUAUAAAAGUGAUCUUCUGGACGCAGGUGGAUUUGAUACCUCAAUACAAGGCUGGGGACUGGAAGACGUAGAUCUCUACAAUAAAGUUAUUCUAUCUGGCUUAAGACCCUUCAGAAGUCAAGAAAUAGGAGUAGUGCAUAUUUUCCAUCCAGUUCAUUGUGACCCUAACUUGGACCCUAAGCAAUAUAAGAUGUGCUUAGGAUCCAAGGCAAGUACUUUUGCCUCAACCGUGCAACUGGCUGAACUCUGGUUGGAAAAACAUUUGGGUGUCAGGUACAAUCGAACUCUCUCCUGACAGUCCAGGCAACACAUAUUGCCUUUUUAAAGGGGAGUUUACCUCAUUGUUGGUUGUUGUUAUUUUUAUUUUAUUAUUGUUAUUUUUAUUAUAAUUAUUAUUGUCAUAAUUUUAUUUUGUUGCCCUGGUCUUAAACUACUCUUGGUUGUCUUCCAAAGGGUGUUUGACCUCAAGCAAGAAGAGUCUGCAGUUCACUGAGUUUUCAGAUUUCUACUGAAGUCAAUAUAUGUAUUACUUUUAUAUAUCUUUAUUUGAGAUUGAGUUAAAUCGUGGCAAUCAAAUGACUUUCGAAGCUCAUUCAUCAUGAGAGACAGCUUGGAAGAAUGUUCUCUGGGGGCUUAUAGUUGCAAUAUCGACUUUUAUUUUGUUUGUCAAAUUCAAUGUGAUACAAAUAUUUACUGGUGAAAGGUACCACAAAAGUGCUUUAUGCUUCCUAUGGGGAAGGGACUCUGUAACAUAAACUUGAGUUUUGUAAUUUAUACAAGGACUUAAAUAUAUAGACAAUAAUUUUCUUCAUCUUUAGAAUUUUUAAAGUAAAUGAACACUUAUGAUUGUAUGUUUAUUUUUUAAAAAAAUGUUUUAAAAAUUGAGGAGUUUUGUUCCACAAGCAACCGGUACUGGCUACCCUGGUCUUAAGAAUAUUAUGUACUCCUCACAACUGUCUGCUAAAAAUGCGAAUGAACUUUAUUUUCUCAAGGAAAUAUGAUUUAAUUAAAUAUUCAUGUACAUUUUAGAAGCUUUAUGAAACAAUGUCCUUCAUUUGCUGGCAAGAAGAUAAAAUAUGACAGAACCUGGUUAUUUAUAAUAAAACACAGGUAUAACAGUAUUCUUUUUCAAAAACAUUGAAAA